Molecule: messenger RNA, 5157 nt
Organism: Sarcophilus harrisii (Tasmanian devil)
Lineage: Eukaryota; Metazoa; Chordata; Mammalia; Dasyuromorphia; Dasyuridae
Gene: DNAL1
Product: dynein axonemal light chain 1
Exons: 9
Coding region: 129-701 (190 amino acids)
Biological process (GO): fatty acid metabolic process; acyl-CoA metabolic process
Cellular component (GO): peroxisome; cytoplasm
Molecular function (GO): fatty acyl-CoA hydrolase activity; protein kinase binding
Source: RefSeq, a predicted model, not a curated record
CGCGCCCGAGAGCGAAGGUGGUGCUGCUGCCCGCGCGCGCGUCUGUGUGUACCUCCGGGAAGUACGCAUGCGCCCAGGCCCAAGCUGGGCCCUAGCAACCGCCGCAGUGACAGUAGCAACGGAGCGUAAUGGCAAAAGCAACAACAAUUAAAGAAGCCUUAGCCAGAUGGGAAGAAAAAUCAGGUCAGAAGCCGUCAGAAGCCAAAGAAGUAAAACUUUAUGCCCAGAUUCCCCCCGUAGAGAAGAUGGAUGCAUCCUUGUCCAUGCUUGCUAAUUGCGAGAAGCUUUCACUGUCUACAAACUGCAUUGAAAAAAUUGCCAAUCUGAAUGGUUUAAAAAACUUGCGGAUCUUGUCACUGGGAAGGAAUAACAUAAAGAACCUAAAUGGAUUGGAAGCAGUUGGAGACACUUUAGAGGAACUCUGGAUAUCUUAUAAUUUCAUUGAGAAGCUGAAAGGGAUUCAUGUUAUGAAGCGACUAAAGAUCCUCUAUAUGUCUAAUAACCUAGUAAGAGAGUGGGGGGAGUUUGUAAAGCUGGCUGAAUUAGGAUGCCUUGAAGAGCUGGUGUUUGUGGGCAAUCCCUUGGAAGAGAAAUGUUCUUCCGAGGGCAACUGGAUUGAUGAAGCGACCAGACGAGUACCCAGACUGAAGAAACUGGAUGGAGUCCCAGUAAUUAAAGAAGACGAAGAAGAAGAAGGCUAAUGUCACAUUUCCACUUUGUUUUAACUUAUGAUAUUUAACUACCUCCUUGUUUUUCAUAGUCACACAAAUAUCAUCUAUUUGGUUCAAAAAGACAACGUAUGGUAUGAAAUGAUCUUCUGUCACCAGCAAGACUCAGAACCAGCAGAUCAAAGUUCAGUUGGAAUAACUGAAAACAAGAGAGAAAAAUUCAAAUCGUAGGUUUUUAUCUGUUGUACCUAAUUACUGGGGAAAGUGAUUGUGGUAGAUAUAAAGAAUUAUCAAGAAUUGAAUCUGGCAACUUCCUGAUAAAUGAAACUUUCUAUUUCUGGGUUCACUUUUGUUUGAGAAGCGCCAAUUUAGAUAGCUGAUAGGUUAUGUUAUGUAAGUGCAUAUAGGAGGGAGAAAAAAGGUGAAUAUUUUGAUGUGGGAGUACAGGCAAAUAAUAUCUUUUAGAGUAAUUUCAUGCAGCAUUGCAAUAUACUUAAACUUUCAAAUCAAGAUGUUAACAAGACAGCCCAGAAUUUUGGAAUAUUGUGUAACAAAAUAGUAUGUUCUUUUCUGGGAAGCAUAAGGUGGUAUAGUAGGUGCCUAAAUGGAGUUUUGCAGAGAAAAAUGGCUAAUUUAUUCAUCCAGGCCCAGAGGGAGGUCAGGAACCCUCUGCCAUCUUGUUUUAAAUAUUUCUAAAGUGAGGUACCACCAAUAAAUUCAUAGUUAAAGGAGAAAAAGUAAAUAAGUUAGUGAUUUAAAGAAGUAGCCCCUGGCUUCAGAAAUAUUGAAUCCUUACUAAGAUAGGAAACAUUUGAUUUCCUUGAGUAUGCAAAUUUAUUAGAAAGGUGUUAUUGCUUUGACAAUCAGUUUCUAAUGGUGAAAGAAAAAAAAAAAACUGGUGCAGCAUUUUAAACUUUUAGCCAUUUGUUUAGUGAGAAGAAAUUCUGUAUUAUUAAUUUAGGAAACUCUGCCCAAUCUUAAGAAUCUAAAGCUUGUGGAUAUACAGGGGGAAUCACAACUCAAAGAAUCCUCAUUGUAUCUUUGUUGUGAUUGGCAGUUCAUUCUGCUGUCUUGGUUGAAUCAGCAAUCUUUAGGUUGGGUGGGUGUGUUCUCUAUGUGUCUCCCCGUAAAAGUCAGGGUCCAAGUGAAUGAGUGACUUACAACACUGGGGGCCAGUUGAGUCUGCUCGUCUCAUGACUUAAGAGUGGUUUUGGAUGCCCAUUUUUACUACCCUUGGUUUUGACUUUUAAAUUAGAAGGGGCUUUUUUUUUUCUUUUCAUAACCUUGGAAUCACAUGUAGUAUUCAGAGAAACAGAAGGUGUUGAUUGCUGGUAACUACGCCCUAUAUUCACAUUCACGUCAACUUUAUUGAAUGCCUGCUGUGGUGCCUAGCAUGGUUCUUUUUAUGGAGUAAAUCUAGACUCUUAGCCAAUGGGAAAGAAAUAUAGGGACCCAGGAGUAGUUCAGGAUCUUAUUUCAUCUAUUUUGUGAGCCUCAGUUUAAUUUAUGCUUUAUGCCUUUAAACAUAUUGCUUCUAGGAAAGAUAUUUGGCCUAAUUUGAAUGUGUUGUCUCUGUGCUCCUAGAUUAUUCAUUUAUAUAUAUGUAUGUGUGUAUAUAUAUAUAUAUAUAUAUAUAUAUAAACAUAACUAUAUUACAUACAUGUUUUAUACAUAUAUAUAUUUCAAAUGGCUAAAUUAACUUUCCUGAAUCUAUUUUUCCCUCUAAUGAUAAAUUUGUACACAUUGGUCAGAUCUUUUAAUUAUUCAGAAAAGCUUCUAUUUUAGUCAUCCAAAGAAUUCAAAUCUUCCAUCAUAUCCAAUAUUGAUAAGUUAUGACUCCAUACAUUUUGACUUAACUCUCUAGUCAUCUGCUGCCAAUCUUAACGUGGUGUUUAAAAAGAUGAUGUAUGUGUGAUGGAUGAUCAGAAAAAGUAUACAAAUGUUACUCUAUUUUGCCUUUCUUCUCUUUUAGUUUUUAUUUUCUCUCUCAUCUUUUCCUAAAAGUGUCUCACCUAGCAUUUCUUACCAUUUUUAUUUUAUUUCAAUUCUCCCAAGAUUGUCAUUGACUUUUGCCUUAAUCUCUUUUGAGUAACAUCUUUUCUGAUAGGAAAUGUCCACACUUGUCUCUCUUAUUCAGUUUCUAAAAGGCCUAGCAUUUUGCGUAAGCUUUAAAAACUGAGUCCAUGUUCUUGACUUAUUGUCAAAUUUUGUACACGAUUCAGAAUUUUAUUAGUCAGUGAUAACAAUUUUACAAAUUAUUAUAUGGAACUUGGGAAUUGUACAUGAGAGUUAUUCAACUCUCAUGAAUGUAGACAUUCAUAGAAAUCUUGCCUUAGUAACUCACUUUUUAAAAAGUACCAGUUUACAAAAUCUUACCUUAAGGCAGACCCCUGACAGUUCAAAUUUAGUUUGGAAGUGAUCUGAAGAUAUGGUUCAUUAUGUAAAAAUAACUUAGUAUUGGCAUUAUUCCUAGGUAUGGUUUAAAACAAUUUUUUUUUAAAUGACUAAGUUAAUGUUAAUUCACUUCCUUUGAGAUUACAUGCCUAGAACUGGGAUCAGAGGAAUUAAAUCUUCCUCUUUCAGCCUGGGAAAGAGGACUGAGGUUUGAACAGAGAUGGUAUCCAGAGCUUGAAUAGUUGCUACUCUCAUAUGGAGAAAAAGCUUUUGAUUUGACAGAGAGCUCAUUAGCAGUGUGAAAUAGAAUAGUAAGGAGGGAUGAGAAGUGAGGUUUUAAAGAUAUCCAAGUCCCUUUCAAGGAUUUGUUAUCAGUAUUAAUUCCUGUAAUGUGUGAUUAGAUUUUAAGGCUAAUUUAGUCCUGGGGUUUACUAUAAUCACCCAUCUCCCUUGGAGGACUAAAAAAGAAACAAACUGUAUGGAGAGAGGUAGGAUUCAAUUAUUUGCCAAAAGGAUUGAAACACUAUUAAGGGCACUGCUACCAGUGGAGAAGGCAAAGUUAAGUAAGAGAUUUCAGAUCAGCACAGUUGAUAACGUGUUGGGCCUGGAGUCUGGAAGAUGCAUCUUCCCGAGUUUAAGUUCAGCCUCAGACCCUUUCCAGCUGUGUGACUCUGGACAAGUCAUUUAACCCUGUUUGCCUGUUUCCUCUUUAAAAUGAGCUGCAGAAGGCAAUAGCAAACCCUUCCAGUAUCUUUGCCAAGAAAACCCCUGGUAGAGAGUGAGACAUGACUAAAAAACAAAAUUUGUAAAGGCACAUUGUUCAAUUGUUAUUACAAUUAUUCUUUGCUGGAAUUCCUAUUCAUUUAACACAAACUUUUAUUAUUUGGGUUUUUUUUUUCAUUAAUCUGUAGAGUACUGAAGCCUAAAACAAAACUUCACUCACACAGAAUUGGUGCUUCUGACACAUCUCACUUCAACCCAUUUUCUAAUCCCAGCUAUAGUAUUUCACAGAGUUUUCUUCUUGUAAAGUUGUAAUGUUAAUUACAAUCAAAAAUUAAGGGUAAUAACUGAAAUAUUUUUUAACUUUAUAUGAAAAGUUUUAAUCUAUAAAUUCUCUGGUGCCUUUUCAUGAACUAGUGACUAAAAAGAAGUAAACUAAAACAAAUUGAGUUCUGUCUUUAUCUGACCUAAGUUAUUGCCCAACAUUGUCUACUUGAUGAUUGUGAGAAAGUGGUAACUGGAUUCUAUUUUAUUUCCUAGGUGAAGAAGGUCAGAGGAAGCCAGCCAACCAGAUUUUGUUAUAGCAGAUUUAAACAGGGAGGGAAGUUACUAUUUUGAUGAACAUUUGCACUUUAAAAUGAUGCACUGGAUGUUGAUAGGAAGCACUUCCAAAGGAUAGAUGGGUAUUGAUCUAGUCUGCACAACAGUAUCUUUAAAUUAGACCUCACAUGAACUAUGUCUUAGUGAACCUGGCCUAAGCAUAUAUGUAUAGUAGCUUCCUAUGAAUACCAACCAUAGAUGGAUUUCCUUAGUUAUUUAGUGCAAUCUUUUAUUUCUGCUGCAUCCAUGGUGAUGAAUCUGUGUGAUGUGACACACUAGAGUCCCAUGUACAGUGCUGAAACCGUGUGGAAUCCUGAACAGCUGCUUUGUGAGUUAUUGUUCCCUCACAUAUACUGUAUACCUAUAUUUUAUUAACUUAGAUGUUAGCUAAACAGAGUUGUGGCAAAUAGUGCAGAGGUGGGUCAGAGUUCUUUCUUUGUGUGGCAGGCCAGGUGCUUGCCUCUAGGGUGCUAUGCCCAAAGGGAUUAUUUCCAUCAAAAGAAUGAUGGGUAUUAGCUGAAGAGUAUGAUCUCAGCAGCUCAUCCCCUGACUCUGUUGACUAGAAUCCUUGGCUUCUAGGACUGGCUCUAAGUAGGAGGAUAUUUUAACAUCUUUGGUUAAUAAUCUCUUUUAUAUAUAGAAGUUUUGUAGCAUGACUUUAUGGCUAAACAUAUUGUCUCUUAAAUUAUUUAGACCUAUUUGGUUUUUAAAUGUUAUUUUGUGGAACUUGUUUUAAAAUAGUAAUAAAUGAUGUUAUUUUAUAAAAAAAAAAAAA